Thunnus maccoyii (southern bluefin tuna) is the source of this 1639-nucleotide messenger RNA. It is a transcript of the gene gorasp1a, whose product is annotated as golgi reassembly stacking protein 1a. The coding region runs from base 122 to 1564 and encodes 480 amino acids. Gene Ontology annotation, molecular function: protein binding. Lineage: Eukaryota; Metazoa; Chordata; Actinopteri; Scombriformes; Scombridae. The transcript has 9 exons. The record is from RefSeq and is a predicted model, not a curated record. Gene Ontology annotation, cellular component: Golgi apparatus. Gene Ontology annotation, biological process: Golgi organization.
UAGCAGCGAUGCUCGAUUGUUUUGGGCUGCAGAUAAGAUGGCCACAGACUGUCAACCGCGAUAAUUCUCACUCUCUUAUUAUUUUUCUUGUGAUAUUAAUAUUUGAAAGUCCCUGAGUGAAAUGGGUUUAUCUCAGAGUUCAGACGUGUCCGAAGGAGGGACGUAUGGAUACCAUGUGCACGGCGUGCAGCCAAAUUCACCUGCAGAAAAAGGCGGACUGCAGCCCUUCUUUGACUUCAUUCUGUCUCUGGACAACAAAAGACUUAAUGAGGAAAAUGACCAACUAAAGGAGAUUCUGAAAGCCAACAUGGAGAAAGCGGUGAGGAUGGAGGUGUACAGCACUAAAACCACAAGGGUUCGUGAGCUGGAGGUGGUGCCCAGUAACAUGUGGGGAGGACAGGGCCUGUUGGGGGCCAGUGUUCGCUUCUGCAGCUACCAAGGAGCCAAUGAGAAUGUCUGGCACGUCCUGGAUGUGGAAGCCAGUUCACCUGCUGCUCUGGCAGGGCUUCAGCCCCACACUGACUACAUCGUUGGAGCAGAUCAGGUUUUGCAAGAUUCAGAAGACUUCUUCUCGCUGAUCGAGGCUCAUGAAGGGAAGCCCCUGAAGCUGCUGGUUUACAACACACUAACAGACAACUGCAGAGAGGUGGUGGUUACACCAAAUGGAGCGUGGGGAGGGGAGGGCAGUUUGGGUUGCGGCAUCGGUUAUGGCUACCUGCACCGAAUCCCUGUACAUCCUGAUGUAUUGACAGUGAAGCCCUCCACCCCUCCUCCUCCUGAGGAGACGCCCUCUCCAGAGCUGCCUACUCAUGGAUUCACAGAGGCGCCUUUGUUGGCACCUUCAAGCCAAAGUGAAGGUGCGACAGACUUGGAGCAGGUCAUCCUCAUGGAAGCUCCUCUACCUCCACCCAUCCAGAGAGUCACGGUCCCUAGCCUCUCUGAUUCCGAAGUGGCAGUGAUGAACCCUGAACCUGCUGAUCUGGUGGACAGGCUGGAUCUGUCCAUGUCGUCCAUCGACAUGACCAACACUUCACUGGCUAUGCACGAGGAGAAAGAUGGUGAAAUCUCCGGUGUUGAGGAGCUGGACGACAGUGAACUUCGCUCAUCAUCGGAAGACACCCAAACUGAGCCGCAAGAGCUGAGCUCCCAGGCAGCCAUGGACCUCACUUCUGCUCUCGCUUCCACUGACAGUUUGUCGGAUUCAGGCGUCCCACCGGCAGAGCCAUCUAACCUCGAGUCCACAGACCUGCUCGGCCCUCUCUGCGAGUCUACUGAUAGCCCAAGUCCACCUAUGGAUGCCCCGUCUCUCCCCGUAGAGCCAGUAGAGCCAGUAGAGCCUCCUGCUGAAGACCCUCCCUCCCCACCUCCUGUCGAUCUCCUCCCAACCUCGAUCGCCGAUGAGCCCGCGGUGGAUGAUUCUUCUGCUCAGGCCAUCGUGGAUGCAGCAGAGCCUCAUGUGUUAAGCUCAGCGGAGGAGCCUGCAGAGCCUCAAGACGAGGCUCCCGCUCACCACUGUGGACAUGAGGGCGAUGAGGAGGAACCAGAAGAGCCGCCUCUUGAGUAAGCUUACAUCAGGCCACACAGAAAGUAGAAAAAUGUAAAACAAAGUCGACAAUCACCUUUUUUUUUUUUUUUUUUU